Messenger RNA from Columba livia (rock pigeon), 6255 nucleotides. It is a transcript of the gene NLGN4X, whose product is annotated as neuroligin 4 X-linked. The transcript is spliced from 8 exons. Bases 870 to 3380 code for a protein of 836 amino acids. Gene Ontology annotation, cellular component: postsynaptic specialization membrane; plasma membrane; cell surface. The record is from RefSeq and is a predicted model, not a curated record. Gene Ontology annotation, molecular function: neurexin family protein binding; signaling receptor activity. NCBI's taxonomy places the organism in Eukaryota, Metazoa, Chordata, Aves, Columbiformes, Columbidae. Gene Ontology annotation, biological process: presynaptic membrane assembly; postsynaptic membrane assembly; modulation of chemical synaptic transmission.
CUCUCUCCCAGCUCGCCUUGCCUUGCAGAUCAGUCUCUCCUCGGCUCGGUCUCUCUGCAUAGGCAAUCACAGCUCCUACUCGCAGACCCAACUCUCCCUCUCGCAUUGAUUGCAAUGAAUUUUCUGCCUGAAUGUAGGUCGCUGACAAACGAGAACACGAGUUUCCUUCAAAUCCAGUGUUGCUGUCUUUCUUGCCGUUAUUUUUAAUUUCUCUCCCCACCCCCCCACCCCCCCCCCCCGCUCCUUUGUGGUCGUUGCAUUCCUUUGGAGAAGCGAAUCGCGUUGGAUUCCAAAAAGGAGAGCAGGAACCGUGUGUGAAUAACCCCGGCUGCGUGAUAGCCCGAGUGGAUUUCCUGAAAGAAUCCGGCUGUGUAAAAAAGAGCCCUAUGCUUCUGCAGCUAUUCCAGUGUUAAGGAAAAACUUCAGCUGUAACUAAAAUGAUAUCAUGCUGCCUCCUAUGGGGGAAUUCUGAAGCCUUCUCAAAAAUCCGACAUCGUGGCUGACUGAGUGGUCUGAACUUCACUGGAAGGAACCAUUUCACUGGGGAAGUGGAAUAACUGUGGUAUCUCCCUGUGCUACUUGCUGUAAAGUGCCAUGCAUUGCCAGGAUUAAGCCAAUGCUGAAGUCUGGAAUGGGCCUUAUGGGCAAACACUCCCUUGUUUCUUCUGACAUCAGGAUUUGUCUAUGACCAGUCAGCUGAGGCACCUACCACACAUCAGGUUUUGUUUUUUUGCUUCCUUAAAAAGGUUACGACUUCCAUCACUUCAUCUCCUUUGACUACAUUUUAUUGUAUUAGUUUUCAUUUUCCUUGACUGAUUAAUUUUCUCCUGGCUGUGGAAAAAGGAGCCCUGCUGAUGUUGAUUUAAAUAAUGUCGAAACCAAUGGGACUCCUAUGGCUGCCUUUGAUCUUCACUCCAGUGUGUGUCAUGUUGAAUUCUAACUUCCUCCUGUGGAUAACUGCACUGGCUAUAAGAUUUACUCUCAUCGAUGGCCAAGCACAAUAUCCAGUGGUUACCACAAAUUACGGCAAAAUACGUGGUUUAAGAACACCUUUGCCCAAUGAGAUCCUUGGUCCAGUGGAGCAGUACCUGGGUGUUCCUUAUGCCUCUCCUCCAACUGGGGAAAGGCGAUUUCAGCCCCCAGAGCCACCAUCAUCUUGGACAGGUGUCCGCAACGCCACACAGUUUGCUGCUGUCUGCCCUCAGUACCUGGAUGAGAGGUCACUGCUCAACGACAUGUUGCCGGUCUGGUUUACAGCCAAUCUGGAUACUGUGGUGACAUAUGUUCAAGAUCAAAAUGAAGACUGCCUGUAUUUGAACAUCUAUGUGCCCACAGAGGAUGGAGCCAACACAAAGAAAAGCGCAGAUGAUAUAACCAGUAAUGAUCGUGGUGAAGAUGAAGACAUUCAUGAUCAGAACAGCAAGAAACCAGUUAUGGUCUACAUCCACGGUGGAUCUUACAUGGAGGGUACUGGCAAUAUGAUUGAUGGCAGCAUUCUUGCAAGUUAUGGAAAUGUCAUUGUCAUCACUCUCAAUUACAGGCUGGGGGUUUUAGGCUUUUUAAGCACUGGGGACCAAGCUGCAAAAGGCAAUUAUGGAUUGCUUGACCAAAUCCAAGCUUUACGUUGGAUUGAAGAAAAUAUUGGAUCUUUUGGAGGAGACCCAAAAAGAGUUACUAUUUUUGGAUCUGGGGCAGGAGCUUCCUGUGUCAGUCUCCUGACACUCUCUCACUAUUCAGAAGGUUUGUUCCAAAAGGCAAUCAUACAGAGUGGAACAGCCCUGUCCAGCUGGGCAGUGAACUACCAGCCUGCCAAGUACACUCGGAUAUUGGCAGAUAAAGUGGGCUGCGACAUGCUGGAUACCACUGAUUUGGUUGAAUGUCUUCGGAAUAAGAAUUACAAAGAACUCAUUCAACAGACCAUCACUCCAGCCACGUACCACAUUGCCUUUGGGCCUGUGAUAGAUGGAGAUGUGAUUCCAGAUGACCCUCAGAUUCUUAUGGAGCAAGGGGAAUUCCUUAACUAUGAUAUAAUGCUGGGCGUGAAUCAAGGGGAAGGUUUAAAAUUUGUGGAUGGCAUUGUAGACAAUGAAGAUGGUGUUUCCCCCAAUGAUUUUGACUUUUCCGUCUCCAAUUUUGUGGACAAUCUAUAUGGUUAUCCAGAAGGGAAAGAUACACUGCGAGAGACCAUUAAAUUCAUGUACACCGACUGGGCAGACAAAGAAAACCCUGAAACCCGACGGAAGACCCUGGUUGCUCUUUUUACAGACCACCAGUGGGUUGCUCCUGCUGUUGCUACUGCUGACCUGCAUGCUCAGUAUGGAUCUCCAACAUAUUUCUAUGCGUUUUAUCACCAUUGCCAAAGUGAAAUGAAACCUAGCUGGGCUGAUUCGGCUCAUGGUGAUGAAGUCCCCUAUGUGUUUGGGAUUCCUAUGAUCGGCCCCACAGAACUGUUCAACUGCAACUUUUCCAAGAAUGAUGUCAUGCUCAGUGCAGUGGUUAUGACAUACUGGACAAACUUUGCCAAAACUGGAGAUCCAAACCAGCCUGUUCCACAGGAUACAAAGUUCAUCCACACAAAACCCAACCGCUUUGAAGAAGUAGCCUGGUCCAAAUACAAUCCUAAAGACCAGCUUUAUCUGCAUAUUGGCCUGAAACCCCGAGUUCGUGAUCACUACCGAGCAACAAAAGUUGCUUUCUGGUUGGAGCUCGUACCUCACCUUCACAACCUGAAUGAAAUAUUUCAGUAUGUUUCCACAACAACAAAAGUCCCCCCUCCUGACAUGACAUCAUUUCCUUAUGUGACACGACGUUCUCCUGGUAAAUUGUGGCCAGCCACAAAACGCCCAGCAAUGACACCUGCCAACAACCCCAAACAUUCGAAAGACACCCAUAAAACAGCUCCAGAGGAUACGACAGUUCUGAUAGAAAACAAACGAGAUUAUUCCACGGAGCUGAGCGUCACCAUUGCUGUGGGGGCAUCCUUGCUUUUCCUUAAUAUUUUAGCUUUUGCUGCGUUGUAUUACAAGAAGGACAAGCGGCGCCACGAGACUCACAGGCGCCCCAGCCCCCAGAGGAACACAACCAAUGAUAUUGCACACAUACAAAAUGAAGAGAUUAUGUCGUUGCAGAUGAAACAGCUGGAACAUGACCAUGAGUGUGAAUCGCUGCAGGCCCAUGACACACUGAGAUUAACCUGUCCUCCUGACUACACGCUUACUUUGAGAAGGUCCCCAGAUGACAUCCCACUAAUGACACCCAACACCAUAACCAUGAUUCCAAAUACAUUAACAGGAAUGCAGCCUUUGCAUACUUUCAACACCUUCAGUGGAGGACAAAACAGUACAAAUUUGCCCCAUGGACAUUCGACCACCAGGGUAUAGCUCAGCCCUUCCCCCUCAACCCUCACAAGCCACUUGGAAGAAAGAAAAAACAAAAACAAACAAACAAAAAUUUAAAAAGAAAAAAAAAAAGAAAAAAAAGAAGAGGAAAAAGUUAUGAUAUGAUCCAUUGAACACCUUGUCAAAAUCUAACGUAAAAAGUAAAAGAGAAGGACAGUCAUUAUUUUCUUACUGAUCCUUUCCACAGAAACUUGCUGAUGUUAAAGAUCGACUACAAACCCUGUGAAAUGUGAAAAGUGUACAUUGCUGUUACGAUACUGCUUUAAGAUAUCAGCCACUUUGAUUGAAAGUUGAGGCCAGGAGUCGUCACUUAAAAUGGUGUUUUGAGUGUAACAAGAAAAGCAGAGUCUUCUGGAACACAGAGCCAGUGACUGUACAGGUGUUUUGUUUUGUUUUUUUAAUAAAUAAAAUAAUUAAAAAAUUCUUUAUGUGCCAUACCAUGAAUGGCCCUUGUUAAAACAAAGACAUCACCACGGGCUUUUACCCAGCAUACGAAGCUGUAAUCCAGAUGGGGGAAAUAGAAUUUUAUUAUUAAAAACAAAAAUGAAAAAAAAAAAAAAAAGAGGAGGACUGACUAUGCAGUAAAACACGUAUAGUUCUGUGCAAAGAGAUGACUUGCCAGCCUGAACUAUAUUUAAAGAAACUUUGUAAAAAUGUACAUAGCUGUGAGUUUAAAAACAAACAAACAAAAGAAAAAAAGAAGCUUUUAUUGAUGUUUUCAGUUUGAAAAGAGCUUUUAGAAAGAUUGUGCAUUCGGUUGUGACCUAUGUGUAUAUACAUUAGUCAUAUCACCUCUGUUUCCUCCAAGCUCAAAGGAGGAAUUUCUUCUUAAUUACUAGUGGUAAGCAAAAAAACAUGCGUUUUUUCUAACAUGUUUCAUUUAUAUGAGGCCAUGGUGUUAUGCAGAGGAUACAGUUGUCUGUGUGACCUGCAUAUUUUCUCUUCCAGGUUACACUAGUGCAUGUUAAAGUAUUCAUAGGAGAUUGUUGUUCUUUUCUGAAACUUUUCUUUUCUAUAAUUUAAUUUUGUGUUAGCCUUUGUUAAAUUGCAACACAGCAAUGGAUUGGAAAAUAGAGAAAAAAUACACAAAAGAGAAUAAUUACUGUUUUAAGCUUGUUGAACUGAAUCAAGAAACAUCCAAUAAUGCAUAUUCAGAGUCCAGUUUGUAGUACUUGGUUAUUGUGAUACAUUAGGAAGAGUUUUGUGCCCUGACAAAAGCAAACAAAGCCUGUGUUUUGAUCAGCCUUAUUUGGGGAAAACUAGCUCCAUAUUCACCAGCAGCUACAGUGGAAUCUCAGCUCAGCUACAGCAGAAUCUCAGCUAAGAAAGCACCUUCUUGGCUUUGCUAAACAAAAUAAAACUGCAGUUUGAAAGUGGGGAAAAGGUGGUUUGAUUGGCUGGCUGUUUUGUAAAGUAUUCAGAAAUGGUUGGUGUGUGAAGAAUUUCUCUGCCUAGUAUCCUGUUUUAUGCUUGAGUGUACCCAUCAGAAAACACUUCUUUUUGCUGGUUACACAGCAGUCCCAUAGCCAGUAAACAUUAUGGAGAGAGAAGCAGAAAUGUCAUCAGCCAUUCUGCAUCUGAAUAAAACCACAAAUCCCAGAGAGCACCACUCUCAGGAAGGGCAAAAUCCUUAACUAGUUAUUCCCUUCUGCCCCUCCUUUGCUAGGAAACCAGGGGUCAAGCAGAGCUAUCGAACAGAGGGACUUAGCAGUUUGAUUCAAACGAUUGAUUUGAGUGUGAAAAGCUAGAAAUAAAUUAUCACAGAUGAAGAUUGCUUUAUAUUUUAUCUUCGAAAGUUACUCCAUCAUCAAGAGACAGUAACCAAAGAUAUUUGAACAAAUUGGUCUGCACUUGAACAUGAUCAUCCCAGAUGUAUUUUCUGUUAUUAAUUCACAACUGAGCUGCAUCAGUAUCGUAUAUCCCAUAAGUAUCUAACACAAGAUGCCUUGUACAUCAUCUUGUUUUUUAUGCUUUUUGUUUUGUAACAACAUGUCCUGGAUUAGUCACCCUGACAAAAUCAAAGAGAGGGUGAUUCACUGAGAUCUAUUCAUCUGCACAACUCCUUGUUGUAGCAGGCGGUAAAACAGAUUCCAAAGGAAAUACAUGUGCUAUAAACCUGACCUGGAUGCUCAGGCUGGAAAGUGAUGAUGCAACAACCCCAAAAUAGAACUAGUAGCAAAUGGAAAACUAUCUUUUUGGUUUAGUUUGCUUUUUUACUGAUCCAUCACAUAAUGUUAUUAAUGCUGACUGUAUACCAGGCCAUUUCCACCACCUAUGUAAUGCCUCAGCUGAGAUGCAGCAGUUCAUAACUCUUAAAAAAAAAAAAAAAAAAAAAGGUAAAAAAGAAAAAAGUAAAAAAAGGUAAUGAUGCUUAGCAUCAUAAUCAGUUGGUUAUGUUUGUAAUGUGAAUUACAGUAUUUGUUUAGUACUUCCAAUUGUCUUCUGCUAGCAAUAUGUACAGUACUGUGUCAGGCUUGUGACAUUUGGUAAAAAAAAGUUCCUGUAAGUGAAUGAUUUUAGCUUUUAAAAGUAAUUACAAUCAAGUUGAUUUAAUAAUUUAAUACAUCUGGACUGAUGUAUGAUUUAUAGAGGGAAGAGAUUUAUAGGAUCUUCAUAGAAUUCUAUAACAAUGAUAUCAAAAUAUACUUUGCAAACUGUAAAAGAAGAACAAAAGUACUUUCCCAGGCUUAUAUUCUUGACCUUAAAAGGCACGCAGGGUUUAAUGGUUUCUUCUGUUAUUGUUUUGCAAUCUUUUGGUUUUUGCCUUAAGUAAUGAUAGAAGAUAUAUAUGGCUGGACACAUAUGUAUAAACUUUUCAGCAGCAUUUUUAAUAAUAAAAUAUCACAGUAUUUUCUAA